Neltuma alba is the source of this 1751-nucleotide messenger RNA. Its product is annotated as BAG family molecular chaperone regulator 8, chloroplastic. Gene Ontology annotation, biological process: protein folding. NCBI's taxonomy places the organism in Eukaryota, Viridiplantae, Streptophyta, Magnoliopsida, Fabales, Fabaceae. The record is from RefSeq and is a predicted model, not a curated record. Gene Ontology annotation, cellular component: plasmodesma.
CGCACUCACUGAACCAGCCCCACCCCAAAAUUCCCCUCCUUUGCUCUCUUCGCCAAUCGUCCCGUGAUCUUCGAGUCCCGAGGGUUCCGACGCCACACUGAAUGGCCUCUUACUGCCCAAACCACCCUUCCCAUCCCUGCCACCAACAACCUCCGCCUCUCCCGACCGCCUCCGCCCACUGCUACUGUAACCAUCCUCCCUAUAGCUGCCCUUCACCCCCACCAUCAACGGACCAGUUGCUCCAAGCCAUUGCUUCACUUCUUGGUCAGUUUGAUCCUGUUCCACCAAAUCUUUACACUCAAUGCGACCAAUCCGAGGCCUACAGGUUUCUUAAUCAGAACAAAUACCAUAAAUAUUCCUCUAAAAAUCGCCUGCGUCAACACGAACAACAGUCCCCUUCCGCUAUCGCCUCCCUUCUCUGCCGAAUUGAAGCCCUUGAAUCUUCUCUGCACUAUUUUUCUUCUUCUUCUUCGCAUGGCUGUCGUCCGUCUUUGAAUUAUUCCCUUCGGGACACGGCAGCUCGUGUCAUUCAAACCCACUUCCGCGCCUUCCUUGUUCGCAGAUCGAGAACCCUCAGGCAGCUUAAGGAGCUCGGGUGUAUCAAGUCGAGAUUUAAUGCUCUGAAAUCGUUGCUUUCCAAUGCCGCCCACGUUGAUUAUGCAGCUCUUUCCCGCGAGGUCAUGGAUUUGCUUCUCCAGCUUGAUUCUAUCGAAUGCUGCGAUCCGAUGGUCAGGGAUGGGAAGGGGUCCAUUAGCAGAGAUUUAGGACACUUUUUGGACUCCAUUGAAGGGGUUGCUGUGAAAAAGCAUUUGCGUUUAGUCAAAGCAACGAAGAAUGCGAGGUUUGGUCAAAACUUGGACAAAUCCAGAGUUUUAAACUCUAAACAUGGGGUUUUAGGUCGUGAUCAGAGGAGACUGUUGGAGAACCUUAGGGGAAGAGUGGACAGGAUUAGCCGAUUAUGUAAGCUUUCCGCAAAGGAGGAGGGGGACGUAAAAUCUGAGGGCAGUCUUCAUAUAAUCGAUGACACGACGAUGAUGAUGAUUGAUGAUGAUCCCAGUAUAGUAAUCAGAAGGAGAACGGGAGCAUCCCCAACUAACAAUGGGGUUUUUGUUCAAAGGCAAGAGAUUCAACGUCAACCUAGAACGAAGAAAAGCGUGAGCUUUGCAGAGAGUGGAAGUGUUUCUAAGAUCUACAGCAACACUUGUGAACCGGCUUUAAGUGAAGAUGCGACUUGUUUGGAUGGAAGUUCGUCUAGCGAUGAACAGGAAGAGAUUUUGGAGAAUAUUAGAAGUGAAGUGGAAGAUGUUCUGGAUUCUUCUCGUGGUGCUGAAGUUGAUGAGGAAGCCAUACUGGACAAUGGAGGAUCGGCACAGAGCAGUGAUGGCGAAAAAAGCUCCAAAAGGCAUCUCAAGAAUGAUUGUAAAAAUGAAGGGAAGGUCAUAUUUACUGCGCCAUUGCCUUUGAAGAUGGAAACUAGAGGUGAUUUGACGAAGAGCAAGGGUGUAAGAAUUUUGACUUGAAAGACCGCCGGUUUCUGUCUGUAAUUUUGUAGCAGUCGAUUGACUUUUGAUUGUGUUUGCACAAUUGGAUUGUAAGCUGUAUUUGUUUGGAUUUCAGAUUGAUCGGGCUCCCUUCCUUCUCUAAUGAAUCAUGGUUCUGCAAAUCGAUUUUGACUGUAUCAUUUAAACUCUUGACUUGUUACUCGAACUCUCCUCUUGUUCUUUUAAGCAAAGUCAUUUGUUCUCGUUGAA